Messenger RNA from Parus major (Great Tit), 1873 nucleotides. Its product is annotated as S-antigen protein-like. The coding region runs from base 1 to 1185 and encodes 394 amino acids. Gene Ontology annotation, biological process: mitotic sister chromatid cohesion. Lineage: Eukaryota; Metazoa; Chordata; Aves; Passeriformes; Paridae. The transcript has 3 exons. The record is from RefSeq and is a predicted model, not a curated record. Gene Ontology annotation, molecular function: protein-lysine-acetyltransferase activity. Gene Ontology annotation, cellular component: nucleus; chromatin.
AUGCUCUUCUCCCCCGCCCUGCCCGAGGAUCGGCUCCAGCACCUGCGGCACCACCGCAGCCUCCGGCAGAGACCGCGAUUCCCGGCUCGUUUGGCUCUGGCCGCGGCCGACCCCGAGCUGGGCCUGGGGGGAGGGGCCCCCUCCAGCCCCCAGCGGCGCCUGCUGCUCUUCCUGGGGGGGGGAGGGGCCCUGCAGGGCUGCCUGGAGGCCACGCCCAUCACACAGGUUUCCAAUCCUGUUUUUCCCAUUUCCAAUCUGGGUUUUUCCUGUUUCCAAUCCCGUUUUUCCCGCGUUUUUCCCGCUGUCCCCAGGCGCACGUUCGUGUUCGGGGCCGUGCUGGAUUCCCAGGAUUUGGCCUUUUCCGACCCCACUCCGGACGGGCGGAGCCUGGCGGCCGCCUACUGCAACCGGCCCGACUUCCUGGUCUGCAGCUUCCUGCCGGGAUCCCCGGGAUCGGGAUCAGAGGGAUCCCUGAAAUCAACGGGAUCAGGAUCGGAGGGAUCCCCAAAAUCAGCGGGAUUGGGAUCAGUGGGAUCACAGGGAUCGGGAUCAGCGGGAUCCCCAAAAUCAGCAGGAUCGGGAUCAGUGGGAUCACAGGGAUCACAGGGAUCGGGAUCAGCGGGAUCCCCAAAAUCAUUGGGAUCUGCCGGGUCAGGAUCAGUGAAAUCCUUGGGAUCAACUGGAUUUGGAUCGGUGAAAUCAUCAGGAUCAGCGGGAUUGGGAUCUGCGAAAUCAGCGGGAUCCACUGGAUCGGGAUCACAGGGAUCCCUGACAUCCUUGGGAUUGGCCGGAUCGGGAUCAAAGGGAUCCCCGAAAUCAGAGGGAUCCCCGAAAUCAGCGGGAUCGGGAUCAGAUGGAUCCCUGAAAUCAGCGGGAUCGCGAUCAGCCGGAUCAGCAAAAUCAGCAGGAUCCCUGACAUCCUUGGGAUCGGUUGGAUCGGGAUCAGAGGGAUCCCUGAAAUCAGCGGGAUCAGUGAAAUCCUUGGGAUCAGCUGGAUUGGGAUUGGUGAAAUCAUCAGGAUCAGCGGGAUUGGGAUCUGCGAAAUCAGCGGGAUCCACUGGAUCGGGAUCAGCAGGAUCAGUGAAACCUUUGGGAUCGGCCGGAUUGGGAUCAGCUGGAUCCCUGGGAUCAACGGGACCAGGAUCCACUGGGUCGGGAUCCCUGGGAUCCUCGGGAUCAGCCUGAAUUCCCGAGGGGCUGCAAAGGCCGGGAUGGAUCCGGCCGGGAUCCCAAGGGAUCCUUCCCUAAAAUCCCUUCCUUCCCUUGGGAAUCCCCCCUUCCCUUCUUUUCUUCGGGAAUCUUUUCCCUCCCCAUCCCUCGGGAAUCCCUCCCCGCUCCGUUCCACCGGAAUUCCUGGAAUUCUCCCGGAAUUCCUUCGGGAUUUCAGCGAUUCAGGCUCAGGGAUCCCUUCCCAAGGAUUUCCCACCGGAUCAGCACCGGGAGCCACCCAGGAGGGAAAUUCCAGGCGUUUCCUGGGAGGAUUCCCAGGUUUUCUGAGGCCAUCCCGUGGAUCCCUGAGCAGAUUCCCGGGUUUUAUGGAAAUAUUCCCAGAUUUUCUGAUGUUAUCCCAUAGAUUUAUAGAAAUAUUCCAGAGUUUUAUGAAAAUAUUCCCGAGUUUUAUGGAAAUAUUCCCAGGUUUUGUGAUAUCCCAUAGAUUCAAGACAAUAUUCCCAGGUUUUAUGGAAAUAUUCCAAGUUUUGUGAUGAUAUCGCAUAGAUUUAUGGAAAUAUUCCCAGUUUUUAUGAAAAUAUUCCCAGGUUUUCUGGAAAUAUUCCCAGGUUUUGUGUUAUCCCAUAGAUUUCUGACCAGAUUCCCAGUUUUUAUGGAAAUAUUCCAAGGUUUUAUGACAAUAUUCCAUAAAUUCCUGACAAUA